CAAUAAUGACAUCCUUUCCACAUAAUUUGCGGCUACAUUUUCUGAGGCGACUAAACGAAGACAGGUUCUGCGAUGGAUACGAUAACAAUUAUGGUAAGAAUUUUAUCUUUUUUUUUUCUCUCGGCAGACUAUACAAUUGACAACUCAACACGCUUAAUUUUUGGACAACGCAUCUUAAGUAGAAAUCUAUAAUUUAUUAACUUAAAAGUCUGUCCGACUUUAUAUAAUUUUUCACACCUUAACCUAUUGGCGGACGAACCAGUAAUUUCCCUCAGUUUGCUUAAAUUAUUAACACGUUAUAAUAAUCUUUUGUCUGUCUUUUAAUACACCACAGGUAACUUGGGUCACCAUCGCAUAUCUAUAUAUAGGUUUGUCCGUGGCUCUGCCGUUAAAACAGGUUUCUAACAAAACAAGUUCAAGCAGACCUCCAGUUACAGCACAUGUGCAACAGAACCUAGCGAUUGAUGUGCAGAAAAUUCUCAGCUUCCCAACAUUCACGAGAAGGGUACGCCUGUACAACAAGAACGGAUUCUUUCUUCAAGUCUCUGAGGGGCGACGGUUGAGAGGUACAAGAAACUUCAACAAUAGGAACAGUAAGUAUGGGUUAGCGAGGAAUAAUUCAAAUCAGCCGCAUUGACGUAAUCGCUUCAUAACUCGACUGUUCACAAUGUUUUGGUUCCGUCAACAAUGUAAAUUAGCACACAGGGAUAAGUAGACGUCCAUUUCACGAGAGCGUGUUUUGUUGACGCGGCGCGAAACACUAGAAUAGACGGUGGUGUGUACCUACUUUAUACGACGGGGGCAAAUAAACCCCACGCACUGCCAGACUGUUAACAUCGCGAAGUAGUUUAAGUUUGUUCAGAGUAAAUGUUGCUUCCAUUAAACGGUGUGUGAGACUAGGGUCUUCAUUCAACCAUGUGACGCGCCAGUCAUCAAAAUCCUGCGUCACUACAUUGUUAAUCGAUCGCUGCAAUAUUUCGAAGCGACGAAACAGCCCUACGCCCUUGUCCCUUUGCACAGAGAUUAUCUUUUAAGACUUAUUCCUCUUCUGGACUCAAAAAUCGUUUGAAGAAUUUAUGCAAGAAAUAAGUCACUCAUUGACAAGUAAAUUCGGCAACUCAAAGCCCACCGAAUGACCCUCAGAGACCUGGCUACUUAACAUUACAAUCAAUGAAACGAAUUUCAAGCAAGCAGAACGUUAAGUCACAAUUUUAAGUCUCGAAUACGACUCCGGAUAGUAACUGGAGUCUUUGCGCCCAAGAUCUGACAUCGUAAUAAGGCAUUUAGCGGACGGCUAAGUAAUGAUAAUGAAUCGACACUACACAACACAAAGACAUAAUAACCUCCAGCAAAACAGUUGCAAUUAAGAAGUCAAACACAUAACCACGAAGCAAAACAAACGCCGAGUAAUAAGUCAUGCUAAUUUUGCCACAACAAGUUCAGUUGCGUUCAUGUUCUCUAGUAAGGUCGCCCUGUAGAAUUUAAAUGAUUACAAAAAAAGACGAUCAAGUCUGAUCAAGUGGACCGGAGAAAAUCGAAAAUGACUUCCUCUAUUCCUUGUUUGGAGAGAGCCAAUUUAAUACGCAAUAUAACGACACAAGAUCAAAAGAAACUUGGCUAAUUAAGCAAUUGCAGUUUUUGUGGCCAAUUUACACUAAUCGUCUGUGAAAUUGAUGGCUCACGCUCCAAAAUAGAGUAAAAGAUCGUGUGAGGUCUACAACGAGCGAUCGGAACCGCUCCAAGAGAAUAUCCUUCCGACCCAAGGAAAUAUCCUUUUUAUUUUUUAACUGAAACCGUGACGCAAGAGUUCUGAAACUCGGGUUUCCCGGAACCGCGCUAACACCAAACAAACAGUGAACCUUAUUAAUCUUUAUUUGUUUAUCCAUUUCCGGCGUUUGCAGGAUCGGUCGCGCCCCAUCGCUAACAAAAAAAUUAGACCUCCUGUAGUCAAGCGAAGUGUUGGAGGCAGAAGAGGGUUCUCGUGAAGGCACUGAACCGCUCAAAGAUUGUUUCCGGAAGGAUAGGGAGCAUUAUUUUUUCUUCAGGCAGAGAAUCGGAAAUAUGACGUAAAGUGUAUUCUUUUCCUUCCUUUAUUAUCUGGAGAAAGGAAGAAGUCGAAAAACAAGGAAACCACAACUAUAUUACAGGUUGUUUGGCAGCAAUUUUCCGGGAUAUAGGGCGACACAGAAUUACACUGGCGCGCCACUGGGCCGUAUAUUUGAUAAAAUAUAUACAUUUUAAAAACGGAAAACAGCAUCCCACGCAAAUGCGUAGACGUCUUAAUCUCAUUUUAAAAUACUGUGGUACGAGUCUUUGGUGUCGCUGCGAAAAGGCUUAGUUUUUUUUUUUGUAUUUUGGCGCGAAAAGGCUUAGUUAGCCUAGUCUGUUCACUCAUUAAAGAGUGAGGGCUUACUUUGAUGGGGCUUUCGUCUCAAAAGUAAAUAAUAUUCGAGAUUAGGAAACGGAAACCAAGUUAGAACUACUCGAAAUCCGUAAAUCUGCUUCCGAAGUGGAUAACUACUUCCCCACAAACCGCAGGAUCGUUUCAGCGCGCGAGCCUCUUAGCGAAUGAGUUGUAUUUAAAAAAACGUAAUAAAAUCAAACCUUUUGGCAUUCCUUUAUCGCGUGACUCGCACAAGGAGACCUACUGCGCGUUUUAGCAGACAACAUUCAAAGGAAAAUUAUUGAUAUACGUCUUGACACUUGUAAGACUAUUUACAAAGAGGCGCAUGCUGGUUAAAUUAACUUAGCUCUGUCGUAAGAUAUUUUUAGAGCUGUUUCGCAAAGGAGUAAAGUUAUGUCGGCUCUCAAUUAAGGUACUUGAAGUAUCCAAAAGCCAAAAAUAGAACACGCACCACCUCAGAUUUGGAAUUUCGAAGGAUGAUUCAUCAUGUUUUGAUGUUUGGUUCUUUAGAGUUCUCACGUCGCGCAUAAAUAUACGUAAAUAUACGCUCUUAUACGCGCAAAUAUAGAAUACAAAACCCAAUAUUGGGCUCAAUUUCAAGCCAUGCAUUAGAAAGCUAAUAUAUUAACAUAACUAAUAAUUUAAUGAUCUUUGAAUUAUAAACAAGUGCCACACGUCUCGCCAUCGCGAUGCUUUUUUUUUUCCUUUUUGAUAUUCUCGCUUCUUUUUCCGGUUGAAAUUUUAGCUAUUUCCGGUAAAUCGAAGAGAGCUUUCCAUUUGUCAGAACUGGCCGGCCGCACCAUUGCCGGACUAGUCAGUUAGCGAAUGAAAUCGGCUUUUUCCAAGGGUUUUUGCUGAAAAACCAUCUCCUUCGUGCAUACUAUUUGGGACUUGACUGAUCGGGCUGGAUAGUUUUGAUUAACAGUGAAAUUCUCAUUACUGCGACGGGAACGGUCAGGCCCGUCAGUUAGGCUCUGUCGAAGGGCUUGAGUCGUUUAAAAAGGUAUCAGUGCAGUUUAUAAGAAGUGCGAUUGAGAAAUACAGUAGCCGAUUACCACUGCAUGCGAAAGAAUUCAGAAAGAAUACUAACCACUAAAGACAAUGUGAAGAGGGACUAAGACUUCAGACUAAAUGAUUCAUAGUCGGUUCUGAAACCAAAGGGUCGGUUAUUUAAGCGAAAUCAUUGGACCUAAUCAGGCUAGUGCUUUUCCAGUCUACGCUAUAUGCUUUAUUGAAACUGUGCACGAUAAAUGGUGUUUAGAUAAAAGCGGUAAGCAAACUGAAAAUGGCUUAGCACGCAGUUCUGUUAAAAACGGCCUAAACUCCGUUUAAAUAACAGGCCCAAAGUAUUUUCGUUUAAACGGUGUUGUAGCACCUUUCAUGCUCAACUAACAAUCCUGCCUUGAGUGAAAUAAUACCAAAACUACUUUUGCAUGAGUGCUUAUAUACGUGAGAAAAAUUUUAAAGUAAAUAGAACGGCCUUUUUUUCGUUUUUUUUUUUUUUUUGUACAAGGGCGUCUAUUUUCGUUAGGUUUUCCCUUGUUUAUCCGAUGCCACCAUGUUAUUCUUGUCAAACGCACUGCUCAGAGAAUGUACUAAAGCGAUUGAAUAGCCCGUGAAGUGAAAGCUGCAGUAUUUAUUGGAUCAGAAGAUACGUAAAAUCUCUGAAAGAAAACUGAAUUUGAGACAUCGGCGUCCUCAUUAAAAAACCCUCACAUUUCUUUCCCUUUUUUAGUUUUUGUUUUCUUGUUUUUGUAAUUUGAAUUCCCGGCGUAAACUUUUCCCGGUGAAACCAUUUAAAGGGUACUUUUCCAUGGAAUUUAACGAUUUAGGAUUUAUUUGAGGCCGGGAUAUUAAGUAUACGUUACACAUUUUUGUUUUGUUGUUGUUGUUGUUGUUUUUUUUUAUAUAUAUAAAUUGGCUAUGCGGCAUUUUUCACCUGAAAACAAUUCCUCUUUUUUGGGGUAUACGGUAUAUUUCGUUUCCGUUAAGCUGCGGAAAAAUGGGCCAAAAAAACGUGCAAUUUUUUUGAAAUAUUUCAAGACGAGCUGAAAGCUAUAUCAUGCGUUUUACAACCAACGUUCAAACCUGUCUGGCAACAAAUCAGUUUGUUGCAAGCUGCGCGAAUGGUUAAAAUUACGCGAGAGUCGCGCUAUACACAGAAUUUACGUAACUUGUUGCAAAACAAGUUUGCCUUGAGGCCGGUAAAACGCGCAACAUGUGCAGAUUUUGUUGCAAAAAGGAUUGAUGCUGGACAAGUUUGAUUCGUGGGUGGUAUAAAACGCGGAAAAUCACUACUCAACUAGUUUUGCAGCAAUAUUAUAAAACAAGUUGACGUCAGUUUUUGUUGCCAGUUUCACCGUUCCUUUAGGUCGCUGAUAUAUGGAGAAACUUUGAGAGAAAUUUGGGUAUUGGCUAAAUUAAUUCGGUUAUAGCAGUAUAUUACUACUCGCGCUUGCCAACCCUGGAUACUAAGGACGGAAAACAUGAAAACACAAUAUCAAAGUUCUUAAUCCUACUUCAAGGCACUAUUAUUCCUUUCCACGUGGUCUCUUCUCCAUAUAUUCCCAGUAGGAGUUAAUAAGCCUAACAACCUAAUCGACCAUUAAUCAUUGUAUUUAUAUCGCGUUUCAUCGUGAAAUGUGCCAGGAUAUCAACGCUGUGUGCGAUUACACGAUGCAAUAAAAAGCAUUUGACCCUAUUUAUUAGAUAUUAAUCGGUUUGAGUGUAUACCCUCUAUUUCCUUAAUCUCAAUUCCAACUAAAGGUGACUGCGCAAAAACCGAUGCGUGUAAUUGCGUGCAUUUAUAAUUAGUGCAUUUCAAAAUUGAGCGAGGUUCAACGUUUACGCUUAUACGAGCGACCUUUCAUGCAUUGCCUCUAUUUUAUUUGCGAACGCGAAUUUUACGCACGUACGCACGUAAAAAUUACUCGACACUGGAAAUCAACCCUGUGUCACGAAAUUUAUCAAAAUUCAAACAGAGGGAAGACUACCAAAUUGAGUGAAAUAUUAAAAUAACCACUCAAAAAGUUAGAGCAAGGUAUAAAUGAUAAAGCAAAUAAAAAAGGAAACGAGAGUGGAUAAACUUAAAGAAGAUUGAAACGGAUUGCAAUUUCGGUUUUUGAAAACUUGUUAGCUUGACAGUUUUUUAAAAUUCACAAAUGCUUGGGAGACAUAUUUGAGGGGCACCCACGGCUUCCUCCUAAAUACAUUGAUAACACUUUUUAGGCUAUCAGUUCUCUAGAAAUGUAUUCUAAGCGACGAUAUAAAAUUUGUAUCUGUUCGGUCAUCCUAGGGGAACUUAAGUCUUUUUGAAAUUAUAAGGGUUGAGUAUUAUUUUCUCGAAAAUUUUUAGAUGCAAUUUGACGUACUACGAAAGUGAGACAUUUUCUGAUUUCUCUCUUCACCGCAUUUUUGAGUCCGAAAAUUUUAGGGUUUCUUUUUCCUUACGAAAAAUAGUCUAAACUUGGGAAAGUGAAAUGCGAAAAUUAAUUUAUUAGAUAAGCUUUGAAAAUUGUACAUGAGUGGAAAAAUCAUCUCGAAUUUUUAGCCGUCCACAAAAAAAAUUCUGUUUUCACAGAAAACAGUCUUUGGGUGCCUCUGAUAUGUAUAUAUUUUUUUACACAAAGCACUGAUUUUGUCAUUCACAGUUAAUUUCACAAGUUUCAUAGCAAGUAAAGACGCGUAAAUGGCACUUAAAACAAAAUCAACAAGGUAGCCGUUACACUGCCCUUUUAACACAAGAGCAUAGUUCUACAAGACAGUGAAUUGGUUUAAUUGUCUAUACCUCAAGUAACACAAAUGACCAUUCAAUUCCUACAACAGCGGCUCAAUUGAAAUUUAUAUUUCAAAACAAAAUAAACAAGUAAAGGAGUACAGAUAUAACAUAUAACAUAUAAGUGUAGUUAUUUUCCUCUUUAACGUGUUAACAUGUUUUUAUUUAUGACGAAAGGAAACUUGUCAUUAUAGGUCUUACUGUUUGUUGUUGAUAGGUCCCACUGUUUCGGCCGAUCAACAUUCGUUAAAAAAAUAAAAAAUAACAUGAAUGCCAAACAACAAUAUAUAUAUAUAUAUAUAUAAUUUUAUAUAUUUGCUUUAGUUACGACUCUGUUGGGGUUCUCGCAGAAUCAAUAGCUGUUUAUAUUUUUUUAAAAAAAGCAAAACAUAAAAAAACGUGAGACUGAAAAUGUGUUUCUCAAAAAAAAAGCAAUAAAUAUCACUUAAAAUUUUGACAUUUCUAUUUUUACUUUGGAUUUAUUUCUCCCCUAAGUCGCUGCUUGUUAAGUUCAGAGCACUCUGAAAAGCACGCAAGCUUCACACGCAUUCAAGACCAACGCAAAAAGAGGGCUUCUGUGUAGUCAACCAGAUAAUUGCCGAAUUAGCUUCGCUCUAGGGGUAACAGGCAAUGAUAAAAUACACUGCUCAAACCCUAUGACCACAGCCGAAAACUGUUGGUAUUGUCCCUCUAGUCACCCCAUGCAUGUGAGGGAAUCCAAGAUAGUCUUGGAUUCUGGAGUCCACGAAUUGUACUCCGGAUUCUAGGUACUGGAUUCCGGAUGUUUUGUCAGUGGACUUUGAAUCCCGGAUUCCAAUCAUUGGUGAGAUUCCAGAUUCCUUGAGCUGUAUUUCGGAUUGGUUUGUAGGCCCAGGACUUCGGAUCCUACAAGAACAAAUUUCCCGAAUUCCACAAGCAAAAAUUUUCCUGAUUCCGAAAUCCCCAUUUCCUUACAUGGAGCGAUACUAGAAACACUUACAGUUUUGUUCUAUCUUUCGUUGCAGCUCUACUAGACAUGGAGUCAAUGGGAACAAGUGUGGUGCGACUCAAAGGCGUGGUGUCGAAUUCUUAUUUCUGUAUGAACGGCAAGGGAAUACCACAUGUUAUGGUGAGUUACAUCAUUUGCUGACUCUGUAAUGUACUUCCUAGGAUAUGACAGGAAAUAAGUAUUGGACAGACUUUUAAAUUAUUAGCUUGUCGUUAUGCGUUACAUUGAUGGAACGGUAGAGGCAGAUAAUGAGAAUAAAAUUGCCCUUGAUUUGGAGUAUACAUUUUCCGGAGAGUUUUUCAAGGUAAAGACUGCAUAUAUCGUGUUUAUGGAUUCUACACAAGGAAGACAAAAGUAGAACAGCGUCUUCAAUUAACUUUUUUCAGGCUCAAAAUCGGUUACGAAAAAACCUGCCAUGUGGGUCUUUUUUCUGCGUCAGUAGAAGGUAGCACUAUGGUACGACCAUUCAGUGAGACCUCAUGUCUACUAAGACUCAAACGAUUGAUAUGAGAUAUCGACCGUUCGGUACAAUUUUCAUCAAAAUACCUUAACUAGUCAAACCAGGUAACAUUUUCGCGAAAAUAAAAAACAGGGAAACAAUCUGUGAAUCAAUAAGUUAGUCAAUCAGGUACCGUUCUAUUCAUCAGUUGGCAUGUACAUUAGCCCUUCGAUCAAAUAAUGCUAGUUCUUGCCUCUCUCCGUUUUCAGGCCCAUCCCUCAGACGAAUGCUUGUUUAGAGAAACGUUAGGACCGAAUCAUUUCCACACGUAUACCUCUUACAAGUACAGUGGCAGGAAUUCGGGAAACAUGACCCAUGAAUUCUAUAUCGCUAUCAAGAAGAACGGCAAGCUUAAGCACGGCGCUAACACAGGUCCUAUUCAAAAAUCUGUGGAUUUCAUGGUAGUGCCACUGAAAAAGGGGAAUCAAUAGAAUGUUCUUCUAAGGUAAAAUGUUGGGACAAGACGGCGAGGAAGCAUUCGAAUACGCAGCAUCGUCUGUGGGAUGAGUUUUUGGUGUUGAGGGUGUGGCCACGGAGGGGUGGCUAACUGGUACAAAUUGAACACCUUCUUGGCAAGCGGCGCUUGACAAGUUUUAUUCAUCCUCAACAUCGUUUUCACCAUCAUGAUUAUUAUCAUCAAGCAACGAGAUAGAUGGAUGGUAGAGGGAUCUAAAAGCGAAUAUGUAGUAGUAGAUACAGAACAGAGAAAACAUAAUUAUUUAGUCCCGUAAGAGAGCGCAAGAGAAGUUAUGGAUAUGCAAACAGUGAUGUCGUGACUUUAGAGAUUCAAAGUUCAUCAGCAUAUUGAUAGCGGUGAACAAGUCCCAAGUCGAGGCCAUCAAGUUGGUAGGUACCAACUGACACAAGCCAACCAAUUUGUAGAGUUGUAAAAGUUGUAGACAACUGUCGCUGAGUUCAGCAUCACUAGAAGGAGAAACGGAAGCGUACAGGGACAAUAUACCACAAACAGAGAAACGCUCGCUAAAAAUUGAGAUGAAACUGUUUCAAACAUGGUGAGCGACAAGACCAUGAGAAGUUGAAAAUUGGCAGAUAUUAAAAUGGACUCGUUGAAUACCACACACCAAACACGUCGUUAGCCAAAUAGCUCCAGGUAGAAAAAAAAAACGGUUCCUGGGUGUAACAGCAGUGACAGGUUACGUACAUCUCGUACUACAGCUAAACAAGAAGAGGGAUGUCAGAAUAACACCAACACCGAAGAUGGCGAUGACAUUGUUUGAAAACUAUAUUUAACGACAAAAAGGCCAUAAGAUUGUCCCCUUUAAUAGAAUCAGGUCACUUUAAAAUGC
Porites evermanni is the source of this 8973-nucleotide messenger RNA. The record is from the annotation of a GenBank genome assembly. Lineage: Eukaryota; Metazoa; Cnidaria; Anthozoa; Scleractinia; Poritidae.